Quercus robur (English oak) is the source of this 609-nucleotide messenger RNA. RefSeq lists its product as uncharacterized. The record is from RefSeq and is a predicted model, not a curated record. The transcript has a single exon. NCBI's taxonomy places the organism in Eukaryota, Viridiplantae, Streptophyta, Magnoliopsida, Fagales, Fagaceae. Bases 1 to 609 code for a protein of 202 amino acids.
AUGUUUAGAGAGAUCCAAGAGCGAGUUGCUAAGAGAGUGUUAGGAUGGAAGGAGAAAUUCAUCUCCAAGGCUGGUCGAGAAAUACUUAUAAAGACAGUUGCACAGUCCAUACCGACUUACUCCAUGAGCUUAUUCAGGCUUCUAAAAGCAAUGUGUGACGCUAUCAACUCGACCUUGGCCAAUUAUUGGUGGGGACAGAAAUAUGAUGAGAGAAAGAUCCAUUGGGUGAGCUGGCAAAAGUUGUGUACGGACAAGAAUAGAGGAGGUAUGGGUUUUCGGGACAUCGACGCUUUUAAUCUUGCAAUGUUGGCCAAGCAAGCAUGGCGUCUGCUUCAGGGCACUCAGUCUUUGUUUUAUCGAGUGUACAAAGCACGUUAUUACCCUAACUGCACAUUCUUGGAGGCCCAGCUGGGACACAAUCCUUCUUUCGUAUGGCAGAGUCUUCUAACUGCUCGGGAGGUGAUCAUUGCGGGAUCAAGAUGGAAAAUUGGAGACGGAAAGCAUAUUGGUGUCACUACGCACAAAUGGCUGUCCCAUGUCCCUAUUUUCAACGGUGAACCCGCUCCUGAGUUGAAAGUUAGUGAUUUGAUAGAUGAGGACACAAGAUAG